CCAUCUUCACUCUUGCUCCUCAAUAAGACCACGAAACAAAAUAUGAAAGUCCGACCUUGGACCGUUGAAUACCAAAAUAAAAGUAAUGCUGCGUCCUCCAAAUCCAUGAUCGCUGGAAAGGACUCUGUGCGCGCCCAUGGAGGCCGAUUGGGAUGAAAUCACACGCAUCGCGGUGCCCUCGUCAGGCCUGCAUGCAAUUCCCACCCCAGCCAGCGCCAUAGCAUUCGACGAUCUACAAGAGUUACUAUGGGUCGGUAACGAUCAAGGACGUGUCACCUCAUUCUAUGGCCCAGAGCUGCAACGAUAUGUCUCCGUCAAGGCUCACCUGGGCGAAGGGCCAGUCAAACAACUACUGCUCCACGAGAAGGGCAUCGUAUCCAUCUCGGCGUCCAGUGUACACUUCGUCACCCGCAGAGGUCUAACUCAAUGGCACCUUUCACAUCGACUCAUGACCGAUCUACGAUGUAUGGCCUUCACAACUAUCAACAAUCUCAUCAUAGUCGCCGGAUGCCAGUCCACUUUCUUCAUCAUAGACAUCGACAAAGGCCAGAUCGUGUCCGAGCAUGCUGCACAGGCUAAAUACACCAUCAUCAAGAAAAGUCGACAUAUUUGCGCCGCCACCGACGAUGGCAAUGUCCACAUUAUCAGCUUGAAUGAUUUUUCCGUGCUCAAGAAAUGGAGAGCCCAUUCAAGCGCCGUGAACGACAUGGAUGCACGCAACGACUUUCUGGUAACGUGUGGCUUUUCCGUGCGACAGCUAGGUGUACCUAUCGUGGAUCCCUUGGCCAAUGUGCACGAUCUGAAAUCUCUCACUUCACUCCCACCAAUACCCUUCCAUGCAGGCGCGGCUUAUGUACGCAUGCACCCGAAACUACAAACGACAAGCUUUGUUGCCUCGCAAACAGGGCAAAUGCAGGUCGUGGAUCUGAUGAAUCCAGUUAAUGUUAUGCUGAAACAAGCAAACGUCCAAUUCAUGCUGGGCAUGGAAAUCGCUUCCUCUGGCGAUGCUUUGGCCAUUACAGACACAAACGGCCUGAUAUACCUUUGGGGUUCACCAUCGAAAGUGCGAUUCAACAACCUUAGCAAAGAGACAGAAUUUGCAGAUCCACCUCCACAACAGAUCCCUCAUGUGGACUGGAAUGAUACGCCUCUAAAUACUAUAGGUAUGCCGUACUAUUCAGAACCACUACUGUCGGCAUGGCCUAGUCAUGUGGUCUUUGAGGUUGGGUCGCCGCCGGUCCCUGUAGAACCUUCCUUACUCUUUCAUAUGCAAACGGCGGAGAUGGGACAAUAUGCUCCUAACCUCAAUCCUCGAAAACUUCUCCGUUACCAGGUGGAAGAUACCAGAGCAGGUCAUGCACCGGCUUCGAUCGCUGUACCCAAAUUUCUGAGUGAAAAGGCCAAGGGAACGCCAGCCACUAUGGAUGGGCAAAAGCUUUCUGACGCCGUGGAGUCUUUGGCCGGAGUGUCUUUGAACGGCCGAAACCAGACUGACGAGGAACGAAUGCUCAAGUACAGCAAUGUGGAAAUCAAGUAUUCCAGGUUCGGAGUUGACGACUUUGAUUUUCGGUACUACAACAAAACUCCUCAUUCCGGAUUAGAGACUCACAUCGCAAACUCCUUCAUCAACUCCCUGCUACAACUCUACAGAUUCAUCCCGUUGGUCCGCAACGUCGCCGUACAGCAUGCGGCCACCUCAUGCGUUGCAGGCAAUUGUCUCCUCUGCGAAUUCGGAUUCUUCUUUGACAUGUUGGAAAAAGCCCAAGGUCAAAACUGCCAGGCCACAAAUCUUCUGCGGGCAUUUGGAGCAUCUAGGGAAGCUGCCAACCUCAGCCUGUUUGAGCAUUUGUCCAUGGCCAAUGGAACCCCUUUAUCCACCACUAUACAAGCGGUCAAUCGCUUCUUCCUGAAGCAGAUAGCACACGAAUACAACACCAUUGCUGGGAGCAGCGAUGGCAUUGAUGAAAUCCUCGCAUGUAAUGCGUUCGAGUCGAUUCGAUGCAUGUACUGCAACAAUGAAACCACCAAACCUGCCAGUACUUACGUGCAUGACCUGGUUUACCCGCAGGUUGAUCCUAAACACUCGAUGAGAUAUUUGAAAUUCUCAUCAAUUCUGAAGACCACCAUUGAACGAGAAGCCAAGAAUCGAGGUUGGUGCAGUCGAUGUCGAAGAUAUCAACAACUUGCUAUCCGGAAAACCAUCCGGCAAUUACCCUUUGUGCUCAUGAUCAACGCGGCACUUGGUGGCAACGCUACGAUGCGAGCCCUUUGGGAAACACCAGGGUGGUUACCAUCAGAAGUCGGGAUCAUCGUGCAGGAUAGGAACGUCUACUGCUUCGAAGGGUCUGAUCUUGCUUUGCACCUCCGAAACAAGUCUCCGAAUCUGGUGGUUUAUGAGCUUGUGGGCUUCGUGGCCGAGAUCGACGCUAGCGAACGACAUCAACCUCACCUCGUCAGCAUGGUCAAUGUUGAGGUGUCCGGCGCUGGAUCUGAGGCAAUGCAUAACAACAAGGUAUUCCCCAAUUGGCACCUGUUCAACGAUUUCCUUGUCACUCCAAUCGACCCUAGAGAGGCCUUGCAUUUCAGCGAAAAAUGGAAAACGCCUAGUGUGAUCGCUUACCAGAUCAAGACCGCACAUGGGAAGCUUGAUGAGACCUGGAAACAAAACCUGGACACUACGCUCCUUUAUCACCAUUACAGUAUCAAUGGACUUUAUCCGGUUGACGAGUGUAAGAUGUUGAGGCCCGAUGAGCACCCACGAAAGGAUACUCCUAUUGCUCUGGACACUGAAUUUGUGGAAUUGGAAAAAGCCGAAAUCGAUGUCAAGGCCGAUGGUACGCAAGAGACCAUCCGACCCGCCAAGUCCGGACUUGCGCGAGUCAGCGUAAUACGUGGUCAAGGUGACGAGGAAGGAGUACCCUUCAUCGACGACUAUAUCACGAUAUACGAACCAAUUGUGGAUUACAAGACACAGUAUUCCGGCAUCAAACCUGGCGAUCUUGACCCGCAGCAGUCCCAACAUAAUCUUGUUCCGCUGAAGGUGGCAUACAAGAAAUUGUGGAUUCUGCUUAACUUAGGGUGCAUUUUCGUUGGACAUGGAUUGGCAUCGGAUUUCCGCAAAGCAAACAUUCAUGUGCCCAAGUCACAGACUGUCGACACACAGUUUCUGUACUUGGCACCGGGCAGGAACCGAAGAUUCUCCUUGCGGUAUCUGGCUUGGGCUGUGUUUAAGGAGUACAUCCAAGAAGAGAUGUCCGAGGAUGCGGCUGGCGAUGGACAUGACAGUAUUGAAGAUGCGCGUAUGGCGCUGAGACUGUGGCGUAAGUACCAGGAAUACGACGACGCAGGAAUUGUCGACCAAAUGAUUGAAGACAUCUAUCGAAAAGGCACAAAGUAUGGAUGGAAACCUCCUCCGAGAAGUAUUGGAGGGAUUUUGUUGCCCGAAGGCAUGGGCACAGGAACAGCUAACAGCGCUGUGCCGAGCGGAAGAAAUACACCUGACUUGAUGCCGUCGCUUUUGCCGACGUCACCACCAGGGUCGAAGAGCGGUGGCAGUAGCGGAGCAUUCAAAUUGAAUGCGUCAGGGACAGGAAGCUUUGUGCCAGGAAAUGGGACCUUGAGAGAGAGUCCGCUGCGGUGAGCUGGAGGCUGAAGGGAGAGAUAGACGAGCAGAAUCGAACUCUGAGGUUUGUUUUGCUGUAGUGGUUUGCAGAUGAAUAAAUUACUUUGCAGAUUACCAUUGUCUCUCAUGACACUUGCACUUAGGUGUUGUUCCCUCAUGACCACGUCGCCAUCAAAUCAGCCUCGUCUACUGUUACCUAAGCCGUACACUUCUUAUGGUUUAGCUCGGUAUUAAACCCUGUUGUGCCUGGGGAACCAGCGGUGAGAGUCCCAUAUGAGUGGCCGGCUGUUGACUUUCGGGCGUCGGAAUACCCCUGUGGGAUCGUCUCCAUGAGGGUCUC
Molecule: messenger RNA, 3962 nt
Organism: Exophiala viscosa
Lineage: Eukaryota; Fungi; Ascomycota; Eurotiomycetes; Chaetothyriales; Herpotrichiellaceae
Product: PAB-dependent poly(A)-specific ribonuclease subunit pan2
Exons: 1
Coding region: 137-3640 (1167 amino acids)
Biological process (GO): mRNA processing; nuclear-transcribed mRNA poly(A) tail shortening
Cellular component (GO): P-body; PAN complex
Molecular function (GO): protein binding; nucleic acid binding; poly(A)-specific ribonuclease activity
Source: RefSeq, a predicted model, not a curated record